Prunus avium (sweet cherry) is the source of this 1323-nucleotide messenger RNA. Its product is annotated as tRNA (Ile)-lysidine synthase. NCBI's taxonomy places the organism in Eukaryota, Viridiplantae, Streptophyta, Magnoliopsida, Rosales, Rosaceae. Gene Ontology annotation, cellular component: chloroplast. The record is from RefSeq and is a predicted model, not a curated record.
AAUAAUACCCACUUAAACACUUUCCUUCUUCUUCUUCUUAUAAAAAAUUCAACAACAUAAAAUCAAAAGCAGAAAAGCAGAGAUUGAAGCAAAAUAGAAGCUACAAAAAUGGUGGCAAUUUCGUUGUACAGAGGAAACCUUCACAGAGUCCCAGACGUACCUCGUCGAUGGCUUAUGCCAAACCCUAAAAUUUCUCUCAAGGACUUCAAAUCCCUUUUAACCCGUCGCUCUAUAGCUCUCUCUCGCGUCCGCUCCACCCUCCCCGCCACCUCCUCUAACCCUAACCCUAACCCUUCUUUUGUUCCAGAACAGCUCAAUGAAGCACCAAAGGUGAACGCUUUGACACACCCCAAGAUUAAAUUCGAAGCACCGGAGAAUGUUGUUGCGGAUUGCGAAGCUGGGCCUUCUGGGGUCGACAAGGAUGAGAAACAAUCGGACGGUGCUGAUUUUACGCUGAAACCCGUUGAUGGGUCCGAUGCAUCUCCUGCUUUUAAACCCGAUUUGCCUGAGAAAGGUUCCGAUGCUGUGGAUGUCGGUGCAAAUUCACUAGCUGUGAAGGUUGAGAAAGUGGAUGAAGUGGAAAACCCCAAUUCUUCGGCACGUAACAAAGAGGAUGUGCUAGAUGAGAAGCAAAAAAGGAAAAGAGAAGUUGAGGAGAAGCUGCAAGUUUUGAAUCAAAGGAAACAUACUAUAGUACAAGUUUUGAAGCAGAUGUUAAAUGCCGAGGAGGAAUUAAAGAGACGAAGUAGUAUGCAAGGAAUGGUGGUUCGCCCAUCUGUAUCACUUCAAGUGGAUGUAACAAAUGACUCCGGGUCAAUGACUAGGCAUGCUGCUGCUAGGUUGGGCUCAGAGGCGAAUCUUGAGAUGGAAGGGUGUGAAGGUGAUGAGCAUUCAAAUCAUAACUUUCAUUCUCGCCAUAUCUUCCGGAUGAACAGCACAUCCCCAUCUUCAGAGUCUCCUCUCAGAAGGCCAACUCAUGUUCAGCACAAUGUGGUUCCACACCCCUCUCGGGCAAGUUUGGGGGCUACUGGCAGCAGUCCAUCACGCUUUGCACCUGUAGGACACCAGGGGAAUCCUGCAACUCUUCCCACAUUAUCUGUAUCAGGAACAAACUACAUGGCAUCCUCUCCAUCCCCUGCAGCGUCCGGCGGCACUUCUGCUUUUAGAGAUGCCCGGCUGCCAAGUCCAUGGAAUUAGAUUUGCGUUAUGCACUCCCUUUGUUUACCAUGGGACUAUAGGUUGAUCGUGGGGAUGGAAUGAAGAACAUUAGACAACUAUGAAGCCAUCCAUUGCAUUCACGUAGGGGAUUCAAAAUUCUGGUGA